UCAACAUAGCAUAGCCCUUGUUUGGAAAACAAUCCAGAAAAUCUCGUCCGACUGCACACAACCUUCACCAUGUGUUUAAACCGCCACCCGACCGGAGUGUUGCUCUUAUCACAACUCAUUCAUUUACUACACCGGCAUAAGGAAAGGGAUUGGAUCGAAGAGGAGGAUGACGAGGAGGAGGUGGAAGAGGAGGAAGAGCCAGAGGAGGAGGAGGAGGAAGUGGUAGAGGAGGAAGAGGCUUGUGCCACGCGGAGAAAACGAGGACGUGGAUUGGAAUUGGACGAGGAGGAGGAGGAAGAAGAGGAGGAGAAGAGGAGGAGAAGAGGAGGAGGAAGAGGAGGAAGAGAGGGGAACACCAUGAAGAGUAAGACGAGGAGGUGGAAGAAGAAGAGGUGGAAGAGGAAGACCAGGAAGAGUAAGAAGCGGAGGUGGAAGAAGAAAAGGAGGAAGAGGAGGAGGCGAGCAGGAGAAGGGAGAGGAGGAGGAAGAGAACAAGAGGAGGAGAAGAGGAGGAUGACGAACUCACCGAGGCGCGGUAAUCAUGUCGUUGACGAUGACGAAUGUGGUGUCGAUGAGGACGAUGUCGAAGAGGAGAAAAGCGAGAGGGAGAGAGAGAGAGAGGAUCGUGAGGAAUCUAUGCACGCUCGCGAGGGUGGGGAGUCUCAACAGUACUAUGAGGAGGAGGACGGGGGCGAUGGAGAAAACGAUCAUGCCUAUCCUGUCGAUGAUGAGGAUGGACGCCAAGAGCGGUCGGCUGAUGUGAGGGUCGACGACGCAACAGGAGAGCGGUCGGAGACCAGUGUCCAGAAAAGGAAGCGACAAUCUUCAACAAGUCCAACGGCGGCGGCGGGUAAGCGUGCUGCGAAGAAACUCACUAUCGCUGCAUCUCGACAGGCGCUCAAAGCUUCUCAAGAGGCGGUCGCUGAAAGCGUGAAGAAACGAAAAGGGUCCGCGUCGACAAGGGCGACAAAAACGGAGAAACGUCCGCCGAAAAGAAAGCAGAUGGUUGAUGAGGGUGACUCUGGAGAGGAUGCCGAAGGGGUUCCUCCAAGAGUUGUGUCGGAACAGACACAACCUUCCGCCAACACCCAUGAUGAAGCCAUCGACAAAACACAAUGCUUCUUCUUGGAGUUCGAUGAAGAUGGGUUUGCGAAGAAGAAACGGGAACACAUUGAAGUGGACGUCACGAAGAUCUUGUCAAUCCCUGAAGGUGGCAUCCUCUUCAACCAUAGAAUGUCGAACGAAACGUUGGUGCAGUCCAUAUAUGAUGCGAUCCAUCAUGCGGCCAAGGAAACCAACGGGAAGUGGGAUUUCAUGACUUUCAUCCUGACUCCCAUUGUGCCCAACAGGGACGGGUCUCAAGGCAGACGGAUCACACCGGAGCAAUUCGACGUCGAACUAGCUCAUACAUACAACUGGUAUGCUGUUGCUGGCCAGCACACGACUGAGGCAAUGAACAGACUCAUUAAAGACAAGUCACCGGCCGAGAUAGUGUACGGCUUGAGGUCAUACUCUCACGUACGUCUUGUCUACUUUGACAAAGACAGAAAGAGAGGAUAUUCGUACGUCUCGACGUUCAACAACACGAGGGAGGAGCGUUCGAUCCCGAGAUCGUUUUCGUCAUCUGUGCACCAAAUCAGAACAUUUUGGGAUAAGAGGAAUGGCCGGAUCCGUCCGCCAGGGACCGUAUCACCGAAUGACGUCGAGGGAAUGAAACGGAAAAAGAAAUGGGAAGAGUUCAUGAACGCCGCCUGCAAAAUGACACCCGAUUCCGGUCUCAUGAACUCGUCCUUGGACAACGACUACUGCAAGGACUGGACGAACAAGAUGCGCGGAUACAUGAAUCUUGCGCAGUGCGGCGAUACGGUGUGGCCACUGGUACAAAGAUUCUUUGACAUGUACGAGAAGGGGCUAUUGUCGCGAGCCGACGGUGUGAGAUACAUCGACCUGCCGGGGAAAGUGGAAGCGAGGCUGCCUGGGCAAUACUUCCUCAAGGAUAACUUCGACAAAAAAGUCAUGUUCCACUGCAUCAAGGCCAGAAAGGGGACACCACGCGCAACGGUGUCUAUACCUGACUUGACGCCCACAAUCUUCAAGUUGUUCGGCGAUAUGACAGUCUCGUUCAUCAGGGAGGACGAUGACGUGAUGCUGUUGGGCAGGGCGCAUGCGGGACUAAUUUGGGAACUCGCUCGCGCCAGACACCACGUGUUUGCGUGUGACGACACGACAAAAGAGCUCACAUACCUUUCCAAGUUUUUGAAGUUUUAUGUGAAGGAUCCGAGGAACAAAUGUAGGUUCGAGAAGCCCCAAGUCGAGCACCGCAAGGACCGAGGCAUAUACUAUAAGCUCAAUAGAAAGAGGGAGAAAGUGUGGGCUUACUUGUUUGGUGAUGCUCCACGGUCGGCGGUUGAUAACGACUACGUCAUCAAGAAAAGUGAACUGGAAGUAGCAAUGAACGAGUACCACGGAUCGCACAUGGGUGCUUUCCACAUGUUCGUCGCACGUUAUGAGCAUCUGUAUUUCAAUAUGAAGAAAAGAGCACUGUCAAGCAGAGACUAUGCAGACUUGGCACGUAAAGCUGGCAACUUCAACAACAUCGAUUGUGAUGAAGACACGUCAGACUCCGACCUGGAUGUUCCAUCGCGCGCGACACGACGUUCAGCGCAGGGAGCACGUGUCGAGGAGCCGCAAUGGCGCACCAACGCAGAUGCGGAGAAGACGAGGUCGAGUUUGGGAGCGACACGUGCAAGUGAGGGAAACGUGGAACAUAGAAUGAAUGCAAGGGGAGAAAAAAAUUGUGUGCCAACGAACCCGGUGGGUGCAAGUGAGGGAAUUGUUAACUCACGGGGCAAUACAGCGGUAGGAGAGAAUGAGUGUGAAAUGACCCCGCCGACAGCUGGACCAUCAUCGACACAUGCACUGCAGGCCGAGCAGCGAACGCUCAAGUCGGUGGACACAGAUGAAGACGAAGACAUGGAUAUGACAACACUCGUGCCGAAUCUCGUGCCAGGAAAACCGUUAUCUCAAGGCUUUGUUCAAGACCCUUCAGUGUCAUACUUGUUGCAAGACAAGUACAAGGAGUCAUCGGAGGAGGAUUGGGGUCAUCAGAUUCUCUGGCAUGAGGGCAUGUUCGAACCAUGCGUGUUUGCAGGCAAGUGGCACAUGGCUGUGAAGACAAGAGACCGCAGGUGGGUCACGAAGGAAAGAAAGGACGCUGCGAUAUGGCACAACCUGACGAAAACGCAACUUUUUCGGCGGGUUUUACAAGAAAAUGUUGGUGCAAGCGAGGUGGCUGUAGCGGCAAAGGCGAAAGCUUUGUUUGAGCAUCUGCGUGCGAACAAACAACUAGAAUUCAUCACAAAGUUCUACGACCUUGCAUCAAGUGUGUCGUACGGCUCCAUCGAUUGGAAAAUCAAACAAGCGUCAGCAGUACAAAGAAUUGAUAGUAUCACCUCUCAGAAGACUCAAGACGUCAUCGCGUCUAACACCAUCGUUGCGAUGGCCAGAGGGGAUGCAGGCUGCGAAACGGACACACGUGCAAACGCAGGUCACAUACAGAAUGAACAAUUGCGAGGUGACGGCACUGCGCCGAACGACUAUGAUGCCAGUGAUAUCAAUGGAAGCCAGUGUUCUCCAGGAUCUCGGAAGCGCAGUGCCAUGGACCACUUGGUGUUGUUCAAUUCAUCAGACGAUGAGGCGUUCUACUCAGACGGGAAUGACAACAGCCAGGAGGUCAAGGCUGUCAAGCAACGUGGUAAGCCUCCGACGAACUGCGUGGACACUGGUGAACUGCGGCUGUUGCGCCGAGGGGACUGUUAUCCUUCUAUGACAGCGUUGCAGGACGCAGUGCUGUUUAGUGCUGCAGUGGCACAAUUCCAGUUCAACACACUACGCUCGUCCCCUAUCUUGUACCACGUCAUGUGCGAGACACCUGAUUGCAGUUGGGCGAAGGCCAGGGCUCCUAAUGGGGGAGGGGGAGCCACAAUCGUAGAACAAAGCAGACAUCGCAUUGGCUUUGGCUGCAAAGGGCCUGUGACACGCAAAGGUGGCAACAAACAUGCCAGCGAGAGGUGGGAGUACCUCAUGGCGGAGGAAAAGUUGCAGGAAGGGGGGACCGUGACUGCAAAGGGUUUGCAGGAUUGGUUUGAUGUCAAGGCAAAAACCACCGUCUCUUAUGACAAGGGCCGGCCUAUGGCAGCCCUGCAGAUCACCGGUGUCUGCACUGGUCCACAGGUGGAAGGCGCUCAGCUGAACAAUCAACCACUCAUUGGCCCGGGUGGCAGGCAGCGUCUGCUCCUGUUCCAGCCCCAGGUACUCACUAAACUCGAAGUUGGAUCCCUUGUGCGGAGGCAAAUCCACAGUCUGCUCCGCCGUGAGUCUGCCGACCCCGUGGUGGACCUUAGGCAAAGCCAGUUGAGGUGGAAAGCAGCCUGCCCACCGAGCACACCGUGCACAAUGCGAAGAAGCGGACAUACUAGGGCUAUCCCGGGGGAUGCGAGCAGGGGUGGUUGGGCGUGCUCCAAGAUCGGGCCUCGGGGGAGGUCGAAGAGGACCGCAGAGACAAGCAAGCGGGUUAUAACCAGCGAGCCAGACCCGGGCAUAUUCGGCCCCAACACAGUGACGUGGCACCUGCAUGGUGAUCCAGCAUGGUGGAUCGCUGGGAUCUGCAGUCUGUACCUCCAGGCACUGCAUCCACGUGCUGUCGCGGCCGUUGUGCAAAACUCUGUGUUCCAGAAGGACCCCCUGGGCCGCCUACUGCGCACCGCCAAGUACCUGAGCGUGACCACAUACGGCUCAACGGAGGAGGCAGAAAACGCUGCCCGCUGUGUGCGUGCGGUGCAUCACAAGCUCCGUGCUGUGGACCCGCGGACCAGUGACGUGAUAGGCCUUGACGAUCCUGAUCUACUGCUGUGGGUGCACUGCGCAGAGGCUGCAUUGAUCGCCACCAUCAUUCAGCGUGCGGGCUUUACGCUGUCCGACGAGCAGAUGGACCGCUACUACGACGAGCAGCGCCGGUCUGCUGCUCUGGUGGGCCUGGACCCGGAGAAGACACCAGGCUCGCAGAGUGCCAUGGCAGAUUACUUCACUCAGGUUCGUCCUCAACUGCAGAGGACACCCGAUUCAGAUCUUGUGUACGACUUCCUUCACGCCCCGCUGACCAACUGGUGGUCGUUGCCCGUCAACCUCGCUUAUCUGCCCAUCAGCCACCUCGCAUAUUCUUUGCUACCAGAUUGGGCCCAGAAGCUCCACGGGCAUAGGGCAUAUCCCACCGGGCUGGUGGACGCAGGGUUGCACGCGUUCCGGGCAGCUGGACUUGCGGUGCCAAGGGAGAUCCGGGCGCGCUAUCCCUUUAACCAUGUCGAGCGUGCUGUGGAACGCCUUGGUGAGCCCGUCUUCCCGGCAAUGUCAGUGCCACUGCCGCGUUAACGACCCAGCGCCAUUGAAUGUUCUCCAACUUGAAGUAAUGGGUGUUCCUGCAGUCACCAGGCCCGUUUGAGGCCCAUAAGGGGGUCAACUAAGGGCCCUAUGGGAGUCUAUGCUUCUUAUCCUUUCCUCUGUUCAUUUUCUGAACUACAUUCUUUCCCCAAACAUAACGCAUAUGUGUUGAACUCGAGUUUUCAAAUUUGAAAAAAAAUCGAAUAGAACACAUACGCGUUGUAUUCAAAAUUUAGGGCUAUUCGAAUAGAACAGAUAUGUGGUCUAUUCAAAUAGAACGCACCCUGUGUGUUGUAUUCAUUUACAGCAUAUGUGUUAUUUUCGAGGGAAGGAGGUGCGUAAUUCGUUGUUUAUCCCACCAGUACAUGGGCACCUGGGCCGCGGGCCUGACACCUUGAAAUCUGCAAGCGCGCAACGAGAACAAGACUGACCACGGAUCCAAGUUAUCGACGGCAGGCCCAACGUUUGACGUUCCGGCCACGUUUUCUUGUGGCGACAAGUUUUGGACUGCAAGGCUGGGGUCGUGUUUAGUGGUUUUACUUUCAGUGCUGCUGAACUACGCCUGGGCUAUGGAGGUAGAGGAGAACCUCACGGUUGGACAGGAGGGUAGAUAGAAGAGCAGAGUGAUGGAAAAAAAGAAGGGCGGAGGGGUCGGACAAGAGAGAUUACCUUUGGGGAGCGUCAGUCCUCGUCUCCACUUCCUUGAUUGAACAAUAUCUAGAAGGCCCCUGUUGUAGUACCAAAGGUAAUCUCCGAUGGACGCCCUGUCUUGUAGUUUUGUCACCGCGUCGGGUAGUGAACUCACGAAUUUGAGAGGUAUACAUCGGAUAGUAAGGACCUCGCUCCACUACUGUUCGCUGUACGAAUUUGUGGACAAUUCAUGGACAGCAGUCGGAGAGUUCAAAAUCCGGGAAACCGCGGCAUCACUCCACUUACUGUCUGCUGUUUUUUUUGUUUCUUUUUUUUGAAUCAGAAAGGUACCAGGAAAAAGGGUUAAGAAGAGAUCUGCCAGCAUUGAUUACUCUAGCAUUCAGGGGAUCGACUUUGCACGUUGUUAAGAAACGGAAGGAAACCUCUUGACCCUGUGCCAAGCGCCAAAUACCUGCUGCUGAGAAGCUAGUUCGUCCCUCCCCCAACUACCCCUACGGUCCUACCCAGACAUCGUUCUCCAACUACCAGUCUGCGAGCAUUGAUUGCUCUGAUUACCAGGGGAUUAACUGAGCAGGUGAUGUAUCUUGUGAAGGAGUGAGCAUUUGAUAAGCGAUGCCCAGGGGCCACCGGGGAGGCUUAUCUCAUUGUUAUCCGAUCCAAUGUUAAGUAAACAUUUCGCUAGGAUUAACUGAAUGUCCCUAACAACCCCAAUCGGAGUGUUAGGUAUCCUUUUAUCUGCAGACGGAAAACCAUCAACGAACAAUGACUGGAUCUCCAAGCUGGCCUUAGCUAAAUUAGAAUUAUGGAAAGAUAAGCAGACAUCUAUUAUUGGAUGAUCGCUGGUUAUUAACAAUGUGAUCCUUGCUUCGAUAUGGUACAAAUCAGUAGUAUGGUCUCUGGACAAACCGACUCUCAAACCUCUACAGAAGCAAAUUACAGCUUACCUCUCGAGAGGUAAUCAUGAACAUAAGAAUGUAAUAAGUAAAGUGGCCUAGCAAGC
Molecule: messenger RNA, 7087 nt
Organism: Chara braunii
Lineage: Eukaryota; Viridiplantae; Streptophyta; Charophyceae; Charales; Characeae
Source: the annotation of a GenBank genome assembly